Fukomys damarensis (Damara mole-rat) is the source of this 1667-nucleotide messenger RNA. Its product is annotated as copine-7. Gene Ontology annotation, biological process: cellular response to calcium ion. Gene Ontology annotation, cellular component: plasma membrane. Gene Ontology annotation, molecular function: calcium-dependent phospholipid binding. NCBI's taxonomy places the organism in Eukaryota, Metazoa, Chordata, Mammalia, Rodentia, Bathyergidae. The transcript has 8 exons. The coding region runs from base 63 to 1190 and encodes 375 amino acids. The record is from RefSeq and is a predicted model, not a curated record.
GGGACCAUGAUGCCCGUGGGAAGCAUGACUUCAUCGGCGCCUUCUCCACCACCUUCGCGGAGAUGCAGGCGGCCUUCACUCGGGGUCAGGCCCAAUGGGACUGUGUGAACCCCAAGUACCAGCAGAAGAAGCGCAGCUACAAGAACUCGGGGAUAGUGGUCCUGUCAGACCUGAAGCUCCACAGGGUUCACUCCUUCCUGGAUUACAUCAUGGGUGGCUGCCAGAUCCACUGCACCGUGGCCAUUGACUUCACGGCCUCCAACGGUGACCCCCGGAACAGCUGCUCCCUGCAUCACAUCAACCCCUACCAGCCCAACGAGUACCUGCGGGCGCUGGUGGCAGUGGGUGAGGUCUGCCAGGACUACGACAGCGACAAGAGGUUUUCUGCCCUGGGGUUUGGGGCCCGGAUCCCUCCCAACUAUGAGGUGUCCCACGACUUCGCCAUCAACUUCAACCCCGAGGACGACGAGUGUGAAGGAAUCCAGGGCGUGGUGGAGGCCUACCAGAACUGCCUGCCUCGAAUCCAGCUCUACGGGCCCACCAAUGUGGCGCCCAUCAUCUCCAAGGUGGCCCGCAUGGCCGCGGCUGAGGAGCACACCGGGGAGGCCUCUGAAUGGGACGAGGCCCUGCUGCCAAGUACCCGCCCGACACCCACAGUGUACUUCAGCCCCUGUUGUCAUCGCACAGCGUGUGGACCUGCAGUCUGUGUUCCUGCUGUGUCCCGGGGGUGUCUGAAGCAGACCUCAGCAGCCCUCACCUCGCAGCCCAGCCUGGGACACACAUCGGGCCCUGCUGCACCUCAGUCGGCGCCUGCACCCCAUCUCCUCGGGUCCCCUUCUGCAGUCAGAGUCAGGGAUCGCUGUGAGACCACAAGCCAAGUGUCCCAGAUGUUUGGGAAGGUGCCCACCAGGGUUCACGUGGCCAGUGGGGCGCAGGGAGCGAGACCAGGGUGGAGCCCAGGGUCUGGGCUGGCAGGCAGAGGUGGUGUGGCCCGUUUGUCUCUUCUUUCCUGUGCUCAUACUGCCACUGCCCCACACACAGUCCAGCUGCCAGGGCCAGAACUGGGUGGAUCUUCCUUCUCUAUUAUGGUUUUUGUCGUCCGAGUUUUUAGUAAGGUUGUGGGUAAUUUGGGCCUUUUUAUUUGUGGUCUGUUUUGUUUUUUUGAGACAAGGUCUUGCUGUGUGGCUUAGGCUGACCUGGAACUCAUGGUGAUCCUCCUGCCUCAGCCUCCCAAGUGCUAGGAUAAGGGACAUGGGCCACUACGCCCAGCCCCUGGGCUUUUCUGAUAAUGGAAAUGGAUUUUUACCUGAAAUCAGUGCCCCCUGCCUUCUCACAGCAGGGACUGGGCACCAGCAGAAGCUGCCUCCUAGCAUGGCCCUGUCAUCCUCUGGCGGGGGGCCUGGGUUCCCAGGGGUGAAAGGUGGAUUCCACGUGUCCAGGGUGCCUCAGGAGAAUGGCCGUGAGGGACCCUGAAACCCAGUGCUGUGCUGGGGGUGCGUCUGAGCCCUGCUCAGUCAACAGCUGGGCUGCUGUGGGCCUGGGGAGUGGCUGGUGGGGGCCCCAGGGACCAGGCCCCCACAGCUCGUGUGUCCCCAGCAAUACUACAUCCUGCUGAUCCUGACGGACGGUGUGGUCACCGACAUGGCAGACACUCGGGAGGCCAUCGU